GCUUUGAUAUCAGGCCUCGGCUUGAUAUACCUCGUCUCCUGCGUUCUCCCUCUCUCACUCUCUGCGCUUGGUGUUGCCCAGAGCAGCUGUUAUUAAGAUGAUGCCUUCUCUGCUCAACACCAAUGUGGUUGGUGUACCUCAACACCAUGUUUCUGGUGGAUCCUUUACAGUUGACACAAUGCUCAACGAGAUCUCAAGGCAGCUCGUUGGGAAUACAAGACGGUACUCGAGGAGUUCAAACGGGCAGCAUCGACUACCAAACGCUAUGAAGAUCUGCAAGCCUGGCAGUGCCAGUAACAGCCCAAAAUCAUCCACACUGCAAUCACGAAGGAGGACCUUGAUCGGUGAUGGCUUUCGCGGCAGGCAGCAGUCACCUGCUGCGAGCUCGGCACAUGUCCCGACCCCAGCUUCGGAUAUUCUGGGCGAGCCCCUUUACGAGCCGUGUUCGAGGCCGGCACGUCCCGUCAGCUGGCAUCCAUCUGUGAACUAUUUUACACAGCAGCCCUUCCCCUCUCAGCAAGGCAGCAGCACGACUCCCUACGCGUAUUCGACAUACGAUGAAGCCGACAUUCUGGCAAGUCUCCAGAACCUUCCCCCUACACCGGCGAUCUACUCAGGAUACACCUCGCCCGUGAACUCGUCACCCCUCUCUCUCCCCUACUCGAGUUUCAGCUCCCAGCCGGUCUACUCACCUCCGAGCCAGCCGGUCUCGACGCAGUUCGAGCAAUCACGGCAGCAGCAACAGCAAGCUCCUACAUCUCAGCAUUCCCCUUGCGCCAGCUACGGUCCAGAUGCAGCAGUGCCCGACUCAACUUACCUGCCGGCUUCCCGUGGGCCAGACAAUCGCCUCGGCUGGUCACCAUACCCGGCCAACGAUGCUAUCCUCAGCCUGUCCGCAGCGCCGCCCACACCAGAGGAUUUUGCGUGCAGUCUUGUCUCGAACGGCGCGGUCACUGGCUCGGAUGCGGAACCAAAGGCGCAGACAGAACAGGCUUUUCAGCCUGUGAUUGUCGAUGACGACGGAGGCAAGGAAUCCGAUGGCGAGAUCCUGUACGGAAUGGGCUUAUACGACAUGCCUGGUCGCAGCAAGAGGGCGGCCACUCCUCAUUCGUCUCUGAAUAUGCUGCAUCGGUCGGCCAUCUUUUCAUUAUUGAGCAGCCGGGACUCGGGGCAGACAGGGGAAGAAGAGGAGGAUGAGGAGGAUGAGGAGGAUGAGGCGGAUGCUGGUAAGGGCUUGGGGCUGAAGUUGGAGGAUGCGUGGGAACCACCUGUUAGUGAUGAUGAGGAAGAAGGGGCUGAGGAUGCCGAUUGAUGGAAAGAGACAUGAGAUGGUGAGUGAAGAGGGGGAAUUGUUGGAUGGCGUG
Canariomyces notabilis is the source of this 1364-nucleotide messenger RNA. RefSeq lists its product as uncharacterized. The record is from RefSeq and is a predicted model, not a curated record. NCBI's taxonomy places the organism in Eukaryota, Fungi, Ascomycota, Sordariomycetes, Sordariales, Chaetomiaceae. Bases 179 to 1312 code for a protein of 377 amino acids. The transcript has a single exon.